Messenger RNA from Kogia breviceps (pygmy sperm whale), 2884 nucleotides. RefSeq names its product tripartite motif containing 39 (gene TRIM39). The record is from RefSeq and is a predicted model, not a curated record. Lineage: Eukaryota; Metazoa; Chordata; Mammalia; Artiodactyla; Physeteridae. Gene Ontology annotation, molecular function: zinc ion binding; protein binding; ubiquitin protein ligase activity. Gene Ontology annotation, biological process: protein stabilization; negative regulation of proteasomal ubiquitin-dependent protein catabolic process; positive regulation of apoptotic signaling pathway. Gene Ontology annotation, cellular component: cytoplasm.
CCGCGUCCUAGCGCCCCGCGACUGCGUCACCGGCCCCCGGCACGUAACCACAGCUGCCUCCGCCCGCCUCGGGCCCGGGCGGACGUUUUGCCGCCCCGGCGACGUCAGCGCGUCCGGCGUUGCUUGGCUACCCCGCCGUUCCCCCGUCCCGCUGCCGCUCGCCUCCCGGGGUGAAACUCUUACGCCGUCACCGCGGUUCUCGGCUGCGUCAUAGCGGCGGGCAUCCCACCUUCACGUCACACCUCCUCCUCACCUGGACACGCAUCCCUCCCUCCCUGCCAACAACGACGUUUCCUCUCCCCCAACUCCAGUCCCCCUGCGCCAGAUGUGGCGGGAGAAGAUGGAGACGGGGGUGGGACCGAGUUGUGGACCACGCUCAGGAAAGGGUCGCAAGGUGGGACCCCCGACAGUGGUAGAAACAAAAUGAGGACGACUUUGAAGUUUGCCCUUCUACUGAGACACGAGGAAUAGAGGAGAAAAAAUGACCAACCCAGAGACACCGAAGGCUUCACUAGUGCUGUAGCUCCAAGUCCUCUCCCCAUACCUCCCUAACCUUUCCCCAUCUCUCUUCCACACUACUUCUUGGCUAGUCUAGAUCCAUCCUCAUCCCUAACUCUGCAUACAGUUCAACUCACCCCAGUUAAAUAAUGGCAGAGACAAGCCUGUUAGAGGCCGGGGCCUCUGCAGCCUCCACAGCUGCAGCUCUGGAGAACUUACAGGUGGAGGCAAGUUGCUCUGUGUGCCUGGAGUAUCUGAAGGAGCCUGUCAUCAUUGAGUGUGGGCACAACUUCUGCAAAGCUUGCAUCACUCGCUGGUGGGAGGACCUAGAGAGGGACUUCCCUUGUCCUGUAUGUCGAAAGACGUCCCGCUACCGCAGUCUCCGACCUAAUCGACAGCUGGGCAGCAUGGUGGAAAUUGCCAAGCAGCUCCAGGCCGUCAAACGGAAGAUCCGAGAUGAGAGCCUCUGCCCCCAGCACCAUGAAGCCCUCAGCCUCUUCUGCUAUGAGGACCAGGAGGCUGUGUGUUUGAUAUGUGCAAUUUCCCACACCCACCGGGCCCACACCGUCGUGCCACUGGACGAUGCCACACAGGAGUACAAGGAAAAACUGCAGAAGUGCCUGGAGCCCCUGGAGCGGAAGCUGCAGGAGAUCACCCGCUGCAAGUCCUCUGAGGAGAAGAAGCCUGGGGAACUCAAGAGACUAGUGGAGAGUCGUCGACAGCAGAUCCUAAAGGAAUUUGAAGAGCUUCAUCGGCGGCUGGAUGAAGAGCAGCAGGUGUUACUUUCACGACUAGAGGAGGAGGAACAGGACAUUCUACAGCGCCUCCGAGAAAAUGCUGCUCACCUUGGAGACAAGCGCCGGGACCUGGCCCACUUGGCUGCUGAGGUGGAGGGCAAGUGCUUACAGUCGGGCUUCGAGAUGCUUAAGGAUGUCAAAAGUACCCUGGAAAAAUGUGAGAAGGUGAAGACCAUGGAGGUGACUUCAGUAUCCAUAGAGCUGGAAAAGAACUUCAGCAAUUUCCCCCGACAGUACUUUGCACUAAGGAAAAUCCUUAAACAGCUAAUUGCGGAUGUGACCCUGGACCCUGAGACUGCUCAUCCUAACCUAGUCCUGUCAGAAGAUCGUAAGAGCGUCAAGUUCGUGGAGACAAGACUCCGGGAUCUCCCUGAUACACCACAGCGUUUCACCUUCUACCCUUGUGUCCUGGCUACUGAGGGUUUUACCUCAGGUCGACACUACUGGGAGGUGGAGGUGGGCGACAAGACCCACUGGGCAGUGGGUGUGUGCCGGGACUCUGUGAGCCGAAAGGGCGAACUGACCCCACUCCCUGAGACUGGCUACUGGCGGGUGCGGCUGUGGAACGGGGACAAGUAUGCAGCCACCACCACACCUUUUACCCCUUUGCACAUCAAGGUGAAACCCAAGCGGGUAGGCAUAUUCCUAGACUAUGAGGCCGGUACACUGUCUUUUUACAACGUCACAGACCGCUCUCAUAUCUACACCUUCACUGAUACUUUUACUGAGAAACUUUGGCCCCUCUUCUACCCAGGCAUCCGGGCUGGUCGGAAGAAUGCUGCACCACUUACCAUCAGGCCCCCAACAGAUUGGGAGUGACAGGUAGGGACAUGGGAAUAAUCAGGGUGAGGCAGGGUCAAGAGCUAUGGGCCUUCCUUCCUGUGACCUGCUGGAACGUCUUUGUGUCCGCCUGGUUCCAGUCCUGAACCAUCUGGGAGAACACCUUGGUUUCUAGAAUGGUUUAUGGGGAGGAGUAGUUAGGACUGGACUGGGACGAGAGCACUGCAGUGUCUCCCUCCUCACAGUUAGGGUGGAGAGCUGGUUCCCAGGGGGUAGUCUCCUCUGAAGUCCAUCAGGUUUUCUAUUGCACAAGGAUGGGUUGGAAGGAAGGAGAGGCUUUUCCAGAAACAACAAGUCUGUGGGAGGGUCUGACUUGCUCAAACCAGAGGAGGAAACAGAAACCCCUGUACAUCCUUUUAGGGGGUUCUUUGACCCAAAAUAGUCUUGUUUUUUUAGGAAGAUCACAGGGGUCUUUGUACCUCUAAAUUGAAAUAAAGAUGAAUGACAGUUGCUCUCAUGGGUAUAGAAGUUGAGGAGUUAUUUUCAGGGCAGAGAUUGGGCAUCAAGAAGGUUAGAAAGAAGGUCAAGAAAGGGGGCUAAAUGAACAGAUUCCUAAAGACUAAUGAACGGGAGAAGGGUUUUUUUGGUUGCCAUUAUGAGUAGGAUUGGCCAGAGGUAGGAAUGUGGGAGGAGGGGGUAGGAAGAAAGAGAACCCAGGUCCCUGCCUUAGCCUUCAGCAGAGAUGGCUCAUCGCCUACCUCCUUGUAGUUGCUCAUCUCCAAGAGCUGUUACCUUGCUCAUCUGGAGAG